Messenger RNA from Drosophila sulfurigaster albostrigata, 2184 nucleotides. It is a transcript of the gene rngo, whose product is annotated as protein DDI1 homolog 2. The record is from RefSeq and is a predicted model, not a curated record. Gene Ontology annotation, biological process: proteolysis. The transcript is spliced from 4 exons. NCBI's taxonomy places the organism in Eukaryota, Metazoa, Arthropoda, Insecta, Diptera, Drosophilidae. Gene Ontology annotation, molecular function: aspartic-type endopeptidase activity; protein binding. The coding region runs from base 459 to 1958 and encodes 499 amino acids.
UUUACGGCACAAUUUUGAUUAUAACUAUAUUUGGCCGUUAAAAUGCGCUGCAGCUAGAAGUUAUGGAAUUGAUAUAUUUGUCGACUUUAAAUAGCAUAUUCUGUCAAUUUCAAUUGCGGUCACACUGCUAGCGGCAGCGGCGUUUUCGGUGGGUCAAAACAACAAAGCAUAGGGAAACAAAAAAACGAAGAAAAAAGAAACAACAAAGAAAACGCAAAAAGAAAAGAAAACGGCAACGGCGACGACGACGGCGAAGAACGUGAGGCAAACAACGAAAUUCAAACGCAUUUAUUAUUUUGCGCUGUACUGAUACGCAGCACAUACUCUACUAUUUGCUCAGGGAUCCAUAUUUAAAGACACAACUGUGUUCAAAAUAAGCAAAAACAACACAACACACAGGAAAACAUACAUAGAACAUAUAUAAACAAAACGCCGCCGCCAGCAAAAACGCCACCGCGAUGAAAAUCACUGUGACCACCACCGAUGAUAAGAUAUUCUUUCUCGAUGUCGCCGAGGAUUUGGAGCUGGAAAAUCUAAAGGCCUUGUGUGCGAUGGAAAUUGGCGCAGAGGUCAGUCAAAUCAUGUUGCUAUUCAACGGUCGCGAAUUAAACAACGAUAAGCAGUCGUUGCAACAGUUUGGAGUCCGAGAUGGCGAUUGCGUUGUGUUAGAGCGACGCCGGAUCAAUCAGCAUAAUCCCAAUCCCAUUCGAGCAGCUGCAACGAAUGCAACGAUUCCAUCGAUUAGCAAUUUGGACUUUAGCGGCAUCGCGGUGCCGGGCUCGAGCGGCACGGGCAACAGUCCGCCGACACAGACAGCAUCGGCAGGCAGCGGCAUCGGCAUUGGCAGCAACAGUUUGCAACAGCAGCUGGAGCAGCACUUGCAGCAACAGCAGCUGACGGACAUCCCCAUGACAGAUGACUUCAAUGUGAACCUCGACGAUGAUCCGGCAACGGUGCGCGAAGUGUUUCUCUCGAAUCCGGAAGCAUUGUCGCUGCUGCGACAGUACAAUACACCGCUGGCCGAAGCCUUGGAUUCGGGUGAUCUGGAGACAUUCAAGCGUGUGCUGCGCGAGAAUAUCACGGAGCGAAAACGUCGCAAUGAUCAGCGUCUGCGUAUGCUGAAUGCGGAUCCGUUCGAUGAGGAGACACAGCGUCUCAUUGCCGAGGAGAUUAAGCAGAAGAACAUUCAGGACAACAUGGCCGCUGCCAUCGAAUACAAUCCCGAAAUCUUUGGCACAGUCACCAUGCUUUACAUCAACUGCAAGGUGAACGGUGUGCCCGUCAAGGCGUUCGUUGACUCCGGCGCCCAGACGACAAUCAUGAGCAAGGAUUGCGCUGAACGCUGUCAUGUGAAUCGCUUGAUCGACACACGCUGGAACGGUGUGGCUAAGGGCGUCGGUACACAGCCGAUUUUGGGACGCAUUCACAUGGUGCAGCUGCAGAUCGAGAACGAUCAUCUGACCUCCAGUUUCACGGUGCUGGGCCAACAGCCUAUGGACAUGUUGUUGGGCCUCGACAUGCUCAAGCGGCAUCAGUGCCUUAUCGAUUUGCAGCGCAAUCUAUUGAUCAUUGGCACCACGGGCACCUCAACACCGUUUCUGCCGGAGAGCGAGCUUCCGCCCUGCGCCCGCCUCACUGGCAAUCCGGAGGACAACGAGCAACAGGCCAUUGCCGAGGCCAUCGAGCAGAGCAAGCGAGAAAGUGGCGGCGCAGCAGGAGCAAGCACAAGUCAAGCGAGCGGCAGUAGUGGAAGUACGACGGGUUUCAAUGCCAGCAACAUUAAUUCGAUACAACCGCUGGAUCGUUUCACGGAGCAGGAUGUGAGUGAUCUGAUGGCAUUGGGUUUUCCGCGCAGCGAUGUUCUCACGGUGCUGAGAUUGUGCAAUGGGAACAAGGCGAUUGCUAGCUCGAUGCUGGUUAGCCGCAAUGCUGCUGCCGGUGGCGCUGGAUUCAGCUGAACGCUGCUCUGGCCAGCAGCUGCUGCUCCAACAACAACCACAACAAAAACAACAACAAGACCACCUCCUUCUGCUUCUCCUACAUUGCUCUGGGAUCAAUCAAAACCAUUUUGCAAUACAACAACACAAGAAACUCAUCAAUAACAAUAUCGAUGUCGUUGCCGAUUCCGAUGUGUUUAACAAACAAAUCAAAACGAAAAAAAAAAAAAAAAAAAAAACAACAAAA